Molecule: messenger RNA, 1308 nt
Organism: Leptosia nina
Lineage: Eukaryota; Metazoa; Arthropoda; Insecta; Lepidoptera; Pieridae
Source: the annotation of a GenBank genome assembly
AUGGCAUCGCCUCAAAACGUUACCGUGGAACAGAUGAGAAAUAUCUUAAGUGAAGUCAUAAAUACUUUAGAAUCACCUGAUUACGCUUCGAAAUUGGACGAGGCAAAGGAAGCAGCAGGUAAUGAGAUGUUGAAGAUGAUGCAACUAGUUUUCCCCAUGGUUGUUCAAAUUGAAAUGGAAACUAUUAAACGUCAUGGAUUUACUAGUUCUAGGGAAGGCAUAGUGCAAUUCACUCAGCUGUUCCACAGUGGACACGUCUUUGUAGGGUGGCUCGUUUUUCUUUACCAUAGGAUAAAAACUACCAAAAUGAGACGAAAGCGAGUGUACCAGUUAUGUGUGUGCUCAUGCGUACUAACAUACAUUUAUUAUUUCUUUGGUGUGAGUGAUUAUUUAUUUAGUAAGAGCUUUGAAAAUAAUUUUGACUACCCACUGAAUAUAGACAUUAAGCCUAUCGUAAAAGAAGUGCUAGGAGGCCAAAAAGCCAGUGUGACACCCAUUAACUAUUACCCUUAUAGGUUUUUAACAAAUUCAGGCAAAUGUUCCACUCUGGAUAGAUUAGAUCUUUUUAUAGUUGUGAAAUCAGCGAUGAAUCAUUUUGAACAAAGAUCUGCAAUCCGUCAGACAUUUGGCAAGGAAGGUAUAGUGCCUGGAAAGAUGAUCAAAACAUUAUUUUUUCUGGGUGUAGGUACUUCACUUCAAACAGACACGCAGCAUAAAAUAGAAAAGGAAAUGGCUACAUAUAAAGAUAUUAUUCAAAUUGAUUUCCUUGAUACCUACUUUAAUAAUACUAUCAAGACCAUGAUGUCUCUCAGAUGGUUAUAUGAACAUUGUUCUACAUCUGAUUACUAUCUUUUUACUGAUGACGAUAUGUAUAUCUCUGUGAAGAACUUACUUGAUUAUGUUCAUAGUGCGUCAGAAGGAGACAGACAGCUAUAUGUCGGAUAUGUCUUCAAAUCUAUUCCGCAAAGAUUCCGUUCUAGUAAAUGGAGGGUCUCUUUAGAGGAGUAUCCUUGGGAUAGUUGGCCACCAUAUGUCACAGCCGGAGCUUUUGUGCUCACUAACAAAUCUAUGAGAUUUAUGUAUGCUGGGAGUUUAUUUGUUAAGCAUUUUCGCUUUGAUGACAUUUACUUAGGUAUUGUUGCAAAGAAAGUUGGCAUAGAACCAGUGCAUUGUCCAAAAUUCCAUUUCUAUAAGAAGAAAUACAGCAGAGAGGGCUAUAGAAAUGUGAUUGCUUCUCACGGUUACGGUAAUAAAGAGGAGCUGAUUAAAGUUUGGACUGAGCAAAAUGAAGGAGCAUUAGCAAUAUAA